AUGGAUGCUAGAGAGGAGUUGCUGGCGAAGCACAGGAAGGAGAAGCGGGACCUGGUGAACAGGAUCACGGGGAUGAAGAAGCAAGCGACGAAGGCGAAGAGGAAAGAGGUGAAUAGCAAGUGUGAGCAAUUGGAGCAGGAGCUGAGGGAGAAGCACGAGCAGGAGCUGAAGGAGCUGGAUGGCGAGGGCGGUGACGUGGAGGAAGUGACCCCCGAGCAACUGCUGGCACAAUUGCAAGUUGAGGAUGACGGUGCCAAGGAAGCCAACGAGGCCAACGAGGCCAAGGCAGACAAGGAAGCCAAGGUGGGGCCCAGCCAGCAGCCAAAGAAGAAGAGGAAUAGACAGAAGGAGAAGCUUGCUAGGAGAGAAGCUGAGAUAGCGCGGAUGAAGGAAGAGGCGAAGAAAGAGGCUGCCGAGCAGCCGGACCUGAAGAAGAUCGAGCAGGACGCCAUAUGGCAACUCUGUCAGAUGAAAGGUCUUGUGCCAUACGACAUCCAGCCUGAUGGCCAUUGUCUGUUUGCCUCCAUCUUGGACCAAGUCAAGACACGUCACGGAGACCCCCAAACAGAGAUGGACGUGCAUACCUUGCGGUGCUUGGCGUGCGACUAUAUCUUGGAGCACAGAGAUGAGUUUAUUCCGUAUCUGUUUGACGAGGCUACAAUGUCUCUGAAAGAUAUCGAUGAGUACACUGAAGAGAUGAAAAGUACUGCCAAGUGGGGUGGUGAAGUGGAGAUUCUGGCAUUGUCAAAGGCACUGGACUGCCCAAUAUCGGUGCUGAUGUCUGGUCAAGCAACACACACCGUCAACGAGACGGGCUCGAAGCCUGAACUGAAACUGGUCUACUACAAACACACAUAUGCUCUGGGUGAGCAUUACAACUCCCUAAGAGACAGCAAGAUAUAA
Molecule: messenger RNA, 903 nt
Organism: Nakaseomyces glabratus
Lineage: Eukaryota; Fungi; Ascomycota; Saccharomycetes; Saccharomycetales; Saccharomycetaceae
Gene: OTU2
Product: deubiquitinase OTU2
Biological process (GO): protein deubiquitination
Molecular function (GO): cysteine-type deubiquitinase activity
Source: RefSeq, a predicted model, not a curated record